Molecule: messenger RNA, 1399 nt
Organism: Plectropomus leopardus (leopard coralgrouper)
Lineage: Eukaryota; Metazoa; Chordata; Actinopteri; Perciformes; Serranidae
Molecular function (GO): catalytic activity
Source: RefSeq, a predicted model, not a curated record
AUGCGCCUUUAAGAUUGGUUGUGAAGCGUCCUACUCUAUAGAGGAAGAAGUUGUCAAAUGCCAGGAAGUUGCAGUCAUGAGGCGGUAAAGUUAUGAGUUUGUGUUUUCCUUCCAGCCAAAAGUUUGUUUAAAAUGUCAGUUUCCUUUUUUUCCUCGCACUGACGGAUGUGGCGAGGCGGGACCGUCGUCUCCACACUGCCAGCUGUCUGUGGUCACAACGCGACGUUUUACUACGAGCCGAGAGGAGCAGAAAGCAGGUCGGCUGUUGCAUCGACAUCCACGUUACUUUAUGCUGUUUACAGGGUGCAUCGUUAAAAGAAUGUCCUCCACUAUUUCCCGUUUUGUCAUCUGGGAGUCAGAGGGUCUGGUGGCCUACCUGCACCCCCGGCCCUGGACCCCGGGCUCUGUAAUCUUGGAGCGCAGCACACCCGGCGGCGUCGGAGGCAGCGUCUUCCACCUGGAGCAGCAGGAGUUCUUGUCCUGGCUGUUUGGGGCGAGAGCCGUCGCAGAGCUGCUGUGUGACAGGUUGGGGGUUCGGAGGUGUGCGCUGGUCAGCAGGCCCCACAGAGACAGACCGGCUCAGAUUUGUGUCCUUCCCCUACAUGGGCUGGAUGAAGAGUGGCGCCCUCACCUGGCAGGAGAAGAGGAGCACAACGCCCACGACCCUGGGUACUGCACCUCCAAGACUGCUCCUCGAUGGACUGACUCCAGCCUGACUGAAAUCCAAACCAAGAUUCGAGCCAGGCUCCCGUUACCUGACGCCCCGCCCAAUCUGACUUUCCUUGGCGACGAUCCAGCUCAUCCUGGACUGUUUUCACGCAUCGUUCGUGGGGAAGAGCAGCAAUGGCGGGUGUGGGAAGACGAAGGUCACGUGGCCUUUCUCACCCCUUUCCCAAAUUCACCUGGCUUUACUGUGCUGGUCCCACGCCGACCUUUGACCUCUGAUAUAUUCAGACUAGACAAAGACGACUAUGAGGGACUGGUGCUGGCAACCUGGAGGGCAUCCAGGGUUCUUGAGGAAGGGUUGGGUGCCUGGGGGACGGGACUUAUCUUUGAGGGUUUUGAGAUUGACUACGCUCAUGCCAAGUUAAUUCCACUGUUUCAACCUUCAUCAUCAGGGACAGGAGAUAGCUCCUCUAAACCCACAGCACCCCCCCAGUUUUACCCCACAUAUCCUGGAUAUGUGACCUCAGAAGAUGGACCUGUAUCCAGCUUAGAAAAUCUUAAGGAACUCCACAUUAAAAUUACUCAGGUUUAAUGCUGUUAACUAUAGUUGGAUUCAUACACAUGCAUGUAAACUCCUUAUGGUUACUCUUCGAUGUAAAAGAGAUUCCUCUGUGCCUUAGGAAUGAAAAAAUAAUGUAAAAUAACAGAUACACCUUCAAAAUUAAACAUAAUU